AUGUCAUGGAAUAUUGCUCGUACUAAACGCCCAUAUUCUGAUGAAGAAUUUGUUAAGAAUAUAGCUGAAGUUGUUGCAGUGUUAUACCCAAAUAACAUAAGACUUCAGCGACUAAUAGCACAAACACCAAUUCCAUGCCAACCUACAGGAAAGCGCAUCUCUCAGAUCAGUGCUGAUGUUGCAGGCAAAAUGCAAAAUGAUUUUAAAAAUUCUCUUGCAUUCGGCUUAGCUCUUGACGAACCAACAAACAUACAAGACAACCCACAACUGGCAGUAUUUAUUCGUUAUGUUUUCUCUGAUGUAACAUGA
Octopus bimaculoides (California two-spot octopus) is the source of this 309-nucleotide messenger RNA. RefSeq lists its product as uncharacterized. The record is from RefSeq and is a predicted model, not a curated record. Lineage: Eukaryota; Metazoa; Mollusca; Cephalopoda; Octopoda; Octopodidae.